Molecule: messenger RNA, 2247 nt
Organism: Nylanderia fulva
Lineage: Eukaryota; Metazoa; Arthropoda; Insecta; Hymenoptera; Formicidae
Product: C-mannosyltransferase dpy-19
Cellular component (GO): nuclear inner membrane
Molecular function (GO): mannosyltransferase activity
Source: RefSeq, a predicted model, not a curated record
UUCCUCUUUUUCUCUCCAAUGGCUUACUUCGCAUAGCUAUUUCAUUUUAAGUGUAGAAAGUGUGACACGAUGCAGUUAUAAAGAAGAGCUCUAAAGAUGGCCACGAAAAAUGACAGGAAGCGUAGAACGGCCGAAAAACCGGCAUACGAGAGCACCGCUUUUUAUCAUUGGGCUGUAAAUCUUUUGGGUCUUGGUUUCGGUUAUUUGCAUCGGUGGCAUGUAUCCACGCUCUUUGAAAAUGACCGACACUUCUCUCAUCUUUCGGAGAUCGAGCGAGAAAUGUCCUUCAGGACCGAGAUGGGAAUGUAUUACUCUUAUUACAAGACCAUCGCCGAGUCGAAAGACUUUUUCGACGGGAUGGAUAAGCUCAGUCGUGACAAUCUAUCAGAGUAUGGCAAUGUUAUUGAUGCCAGCAGAAAAUAUAGUCUUUUACCCGAAAUUGUAGCAGGCUUCCUGUAUCAUAUUGCAAAAAGUCUUGGUGUUAUAUCCCAGGAACAAUGUUGGCAGAUAGAAAGAGGAGAUGGGUUGAUGCCCGUAACUAGCUGUGAAGGCCUGGGCGUACCUGUGUACUUCUAUUUAGAGAUAGUUUGGUUUUCCACAAUUUUCACGGCAGCAAUACUUUUUUACUACGCGACGUAUUUAAGCAAUUCUAUUUACGGUGGAUUCGUAACGAUUCUAUUCUUCUUCGUUAACCAUAACGAAUGCACCCGCGUUCAAUGGACGCCGCCAUUGCGAGAAACCUUCGCGUAUCCUAUGUUACUCUUUCAAAUGUACAGUGUUACAAUGGCUAUCAGAAAAUACACAAAACACGACUCGGAUAAAGAACCAAUCUUACUAAAGAAUAGAUCUAGACAAGGAUUAUUCAUGGAUAUAUUUGGUUCAACAAUUUGCAGCUUAUGUACCUGGCAGUUUUCACAUUUUGUUUUUACUACGCAAAUUAUAGCAAUUCUUAUACUGAAAUGGCUGAGGAUCGUCCCGUACGAUUUUUACAAAAAUUUGUGUACGGCUCAUGCCUUAGCUAUCGCGGCAGCGACUAAAAUAACAAAUGGCACUCUUAUAAUUUGUUCGCUCUACACGUGUAUCAUAAUCGGCAGCAACGUGGCCAGUUUUAUAAUGAAGAUAUUCCGAUUUCAGAAUAUCAAACGUGAAAUUAUUCUCGAAAUUGCUAUAACGAUCAUUUUUACCAAGUGGAUAAAAUCUUACAUUUUAUAUUCUCAAGAUGACGCUCAUGUGUUCAAUAUAUUAAAAUCUAAAUUAACAAACUUCAGAGACUUUCAUACUAUGCUCUAUACAUGCUCGCCAGAAUUCGACUUUCUGCAAUAUAGAACUUACGAAGCAAUUAUUAGGACUUUAUUGCUACCAACAGCAAUACUCGUUGGAAUGCUCGCACUGUAUUACUGGUACAGGAGUUUCAAGACGAACGAUUAUCCACUUUGCAUAGAGGCUGAUGUGGCGUAUAACGGUCUGCAAAUCGGCGCUUUUAUCAUCAUGACUAUUUUUAUUAUGAGACUGAAGUUAUUCAUGACGCCGCAUCUUUGUAUAAUAGCUGGUGCGGCGUGUAGCAAACGAUAUCUCGAAAAAGUCGGUUUGAAAGGCGAACUCAUGCGACUUGCCAUUUUUAUUCUUAUCUUGGGUGGUAUGUCGUAUCACGGUGUUGACAGAUUUCAAGAGGAACGCGGAUUUAUAGGCGAAUACAGCAAUAUUGAACAAGAAGAGCUAUUUGAAUGGAUAAAGAGUAAUACACCAAAGAAUGCCGCAUUUGCGGGUAAGAUGUCAUUGAUGGCGAAUCUAAUGCUGUCUACUAAGAGACCGAUUGUUAAUAAUCCUUACUACGAGAGCAAAGAGAUGAGGGAUAGAACUAUGAAGGUUUACGAGAUUUUCAGUCGGAAAGAUGCCACUUCUGUAUAUGCUUCUUUAAGAAACAUGAAAGUUAGUUACGUUGUAUUAGAGGAACCGCUGUGCCUUGGAUUUGCAAACUUACCACGAGGAUGUCAAAUGAUCGAUUUAUGGGACGUGGCCGAUAAUGAAACGGCAAAAACCGCGAAUAAGCCGCCUUUGUGUCCGCAUCUUUUCAAAGGAAACCCAUAUCCAUUCAGGAGAGCAUUUGUUAACAGUAACUACGUCGUGCUGCAAUUGGAUUAUUCGUAUUACGUGGAAUUUAAACCAAAGACUUCCGUACCAUUGCAUUACCAAUUCUAGAUUUUCUAUUUCUACGUUUCCUAAUAAGCAAAGAGCUCUUGAUGAAUA